GGCUCUAUCCCGUGUUUUUACCACCGUGUAGCUGGUUGAGUUUGUGCAGCACGGUGCAGCAUAGAGUUAGUUUACCUAGAGUGCCACAUUUUACGUUUGAAUCGCUUGAGUAUUCGCUUGACAGAUACGGAUUAGGGUUGAAUUUCUGUUUUAUCUUCUUAGAAAACUAAUUCGAAAUGUAUACUACAUGAAAGAUGCUUGCGUUAAGAUUUUAUUGAUAUUGAUUUGUAGUUUUAAGGCAUAUAGAAUAUUAUAAGGAAAAUCGAAAGGGAUUAUUCUUUAAGAAGUUUGGGACUGAACGUGAUUGCUUUUUCAUACACUUAACCUGUCUUUGUCGGCUUUCUAUUUUGAGCUGCACAGCACGUUGGAUUUCAUGGCUUUUCCACAACCUAAUUCAAGAGAAAGAUAUUGGAGGAAUUGCAGAUAAAGAAACAACAGCUUUUAAAACAGGUUGUCACCCCAUAUCUUGGUACUCCUCUAGCCGCUACUCCAACAAGUUCAGCAUCCAGCCUGCCCCCAGCAGCAGCAAGCGAUGGAGUAACAAUGAGUGCAUCCCAACGAGCUGCUCUCCACAAUGCUCAUGCUGCCUCAACAGGAUAUUUUGUUACUCAAGACUCCUCCUUUGGCAAUCUCAUUUUACCAGUUCUACCUCGAUUUGAUAGCAAGUGAUUUGCUCACACAGUAGAACACACCAAAGCUUAAAUUUUAACUCAUCCUACACAAUAUGGCCAAGCUACGCCUAGCAGAGCUGGAAGGAUGUCUCCAGGAGCUUGAAGUAUUUGAUCAACCAAAAAUAUCACUCGAGCAAUAUGCCACCAGUGCCCACAUUGGAGCACACAUGCUAUACACUGCUCAAAUGCAAUAUCAUGAUCUGGAAAAUCGUGCCGUUGCUGACCUGGGUGCGGGAUGUGGAGUUCUCUCGUUAGGAGCCCAACUAUUAGGUGCUAGCCACGUUGUAGGAUUCGAAAUAGAUCCAGAUGCACUUCAGAUAUUACAAUCUAAUCGCGACGAAAUCGACGUAAACAUGGAUGCUGUUCAGUGCGACAUUUUGGAAUAUCUGCCAGGAAGAUUCGAGAAGUACUUUGACACGGUGAUAAUGAAUCCACCGUUUGGUACAAAAGACAAUUCUGGAAUGGAUAUGAAGUUUCUAGAAAUUGCCAUGAAACUCGCACGUAAUACAGUCUACUCCUUGCACAAGACAAGUACUCGUAAACACGUCCUCAGGAGGGGUUCAAGACUUGGGGCUAACUGUAAAGUCAUUGCCGAGCUAAGAUACGACCUGCCCCGUAUUUAUAAGUUCCAUAAAAAAAGUUCAGUAGACAUAGAAGUUGACUUUAUACGUUUCGAUUUAUCUUCUUAAGUUUUUUUCUAUGUAUAUCGUGGUAAUAAAAAUAUUUUUACAUUC
This is a messenger RNA of Cephus cinctus (wheat stem sawfly), 1405 nucleotides long. RefSeq names its product methyltransferase-like protein 5 (gene Mettl5). Gene Ontology annotation, molecular function: rRNA (adenine-N6-)-methyltransferase activity; nucleic acid binding. The record is from RefSeq and is a predicted model, not a curated record. The transcript is spliced from 5 exons. The coding region runs from base 725 to 1360 and encodes 211 amino acids. Gene Ontology annotation, biological process: rRNA methylation. Lineage: Eukaryota; Metazoa; Arthropoda; Insecta; Hymenoptera; Cephidae.